AUGGCGUCUCGUGGAGGGUUUCUUGUCGGAGAGGGUGUUCUGCGUCGUAAAAAUAUUCCCAAGAAAUCGAACUUCACUACCUUGAAACACAAUAAACCAGCGACGAAGAAAAAGAAGAAGCCAGAAUGGGAUAGCACCGUCAAURACUUAAAUGUGUACAAAGCUACCCAAGAAGAGUUGAAACGAAGACAUGAAGUUCACAAGUCUAAGAAUGUUGGUCUCAAGAAGACAACAGCUGAUAAGGAAAAUGAAAAUUUCAUUGUUGAAACACCUGAUGAUGGCAAUGCGAAAAGAAAACAAGCCAUCUUACAAGAAAUCUUGUAUGGACAAGACGAGUUUCAGGAGGUUUUGGCUGAGACUGACAGGACAAUGUCUGCCGUAAAAGACAUAUUUGGUGAUGACCCCAAGAAAUUUCUUGGAUUUCCAAACGUCACAGUAGCUCCAAAUAUUGCAGAUGAGACUUCUGAAAGGUUAAAGACUGGUCCAUUUGCAGAGGUUCCAGAGACACCCACCCACUUAUCAACCUUGAGUGACUCCGUUAUGAGGACACCUGCACUCAAUGAAAUGUCCGAUGAAAGUGACAUGGGUGACAGCUCUCCUGAGGACAUGCACGGGCAGUCUACCACUUUUGAGCCCAGACUGGACUUGCAGAGAUACAGGCAGUUUAUCUCUUAUGAAGCAGGUACUGGUAAUGAGCAACAACAUAUGAUACCAGAACCCAGUGUAGAAGGAUCACAGAACUGUGGACUGGAUAAGGUUCAGUCAAAUGAUACUGCGCCAGUGACAGAUCAAAAGCCAAGUGCACAGCUUAGGCCAAGUACAAAUGUUCCUCAUCAGACGUCUGCUGUAUCUACAACAGCCAAUCAGAUUCCUUCUAACGAGAGGCAGAUUGACAGACCCCUUGAAAAGGCUGAUAUUUCUAAGAAGCAAAAAUCUAAGGGCAAACAAAGGGCAAAAGACACCAGCAUGUCAUCAAACAGUGGGUUACGGAGUCUAGAGGAAUUGAAACAGAUGGUUGAAAGUCUUGAGGAUGAAAUAGCACAAUAUGAAGUGGAAACUGGACGGCAACCCACAGCAACAAUAUUACAGACGAAUAGUUUUAGUGGCUACACAUCCUCAUUGAUAACUGCUGUUACAAAACUGAUGAAAUAUUUGAAGGAGACAGAAGUUCACCGAAAAGCUGAGGCAGUGUUAAGAGACCAGAUCAUCCAGGGAUUUGAAGAACAGAGGGCAUUGACUGAUGCUUUAACCAAUGAUAUUGUGCGAACGCAAGAACAAAAUGUCACUUUGCAAAGUGAAUUGCAUGCAUAUAAGCAAAGCACAGACCAGCAGCUGAAUUAUUUACAGAGAGAACUUCAGGUUGUAUUAAAAAGCUUUGAAUACCACACUAUACAAAGUACAAUUGACACUAUGAAAAGCACCAAGCCAGUUCCUCUACCACAAAUAUAUGUUAACGACAAUUCUAAUCAUCCAACCAAGGGAGAUUAUAUCCCAGUAUCUGCAGAAUAUGACAAACCUUACCAUCGAACAAAUCACCAGGGUGUCAAUGGUAGUUCUACGACAGUAUCAACUUAUGGCAAUAAUGGUAUUAUUCCUCCAGCCUCAGCACCUUUACACACAAACCAACAAGUUACAAGUACCUCACAUAUGCCAAAUACACAUAUUCACAUAGAACAUCCUUCCUACGUCAAUCCAAACAUGGACAAUUUUACAGUAUCAGAACCCACCUCAAAUAUCAAUGGCUCCAUCACAUCUGAAUCAUCAUUGCAUCAUAGCGGCAAAGAGACACAUGUCAAUCAAGAAAGGUAUGGUGUCCAGCAACGUUAUUCUACCAGAGGUCAAAGCAGCAAUAGUGACAUGCAAUCUGAUUUGACUAGCUUUCCUUCUGACCCAUUGAUGUUUCCUGGCACAAAUCCAUCAUUGCCUGGCUUCCAGGAAGGGCAAAGCAAUUAUCUCAAUGUGGUUCAAGGAAGAAACCAUGAAGUUCAAACUAACAGCAAUAGUUUACMUUCUGAUCCAUUGGUGUAUCCUGGCAUGAACCCACAUGUUMAUGACAAAUUGCCUGGUUUCCAGGAAGGCCAGGGCCAUUAUUCUAACAUGCCGCAGCUUAGCAAUAAUGAAAUUGAAACUAACAGCCAAAGUUUGCCUUCUGAGACAUCUCUAUUUUCUGGUUUAAGUUCACAUUUGGACCAGGCAUGGAGCAGAGUUAAAGAAAACCAGAAACGUACCAUCAAGGUACACCCUAAAAAAUCACAAAUUAUGGAUUUAAAUCAAGGUUCAGCAGUCAUUGCUCAACAUGGAGUUGGAGCUAGUUCAAACAGUACAUCAAGUGGUUCUCUGGGUGGUGUACCCAUCCAUUCCCAUGAUUCUUUGCAAAGUUAUACUGGUGAUAGAAUAUAUAAUGGUUCUGUGCAAAUAAAUGGUGUACCCAAACAUUCCCCAAAACCUUUGCAAAACUAUAGCGACAAGGGAUAUCAUGGCUCUGUACAAAUGCAUGGUGUACCAACAGCUUCCCAUGAGUCUCUGCAAAUUUUAAAUGAAGAAAAGCAAAUUCUUCCCUCGUCUGACAGACCUCACAGGGCCCAAGAUUCUAUGCCGGAGUCUGAGGAGUCCUUUCUUGUGAGGUCAUUAAUUAAGGACCCACAAGCCACAAGAGAGUUGAGACACAGGCUCCAUGGUAUAGCAAUGAAACAGAAGAAUAAUGUUGCUGCAUUGAAGACUGCUAUUAACAGUAGGAAUAGUAAGAUGGAAAGGUCCACAAAUGGUCAACCAUCUCCCCAUGUUCACUUCAAGCUUCCAUUAGAGGUGCCAAAUCCACAGGGACUUAAUCAAGUAGGGCUACCAGAGAAAUCUCCAAGUGUUUCCCCAAUUUCAGAAGAGGCCCCUGUAAACACGGGCCUAAGAAAAGGAAGACAAGUAGUCGUAAAUCUGCCGUCAGUUUGGUCUGAUGUAUCUUCAAUUGUUUCCAUAUAGUGCUUUGAAAUAUUGAAUAUUAAAUACAAUCUGAGCAAUCUACACAGGAAGCCCAUGAAGACAAGUGUGGCCAAGCUGAAAAAUAUAGUGAUAAUAUUACAGGGUGAUAUCUUAUUGUGUUCACCCUGACAAAGUUAAUUUACAUGUAACCUUUAUGGAAAGCGAGAAAUAAGUUUAAAAGAAACACAACUUCAUAGAGUGGUUUUCAUUAACCCGUGAAACACACUUUAGCGUAUUUAUCGCUAUUACACUUUGGCUCUUUUGUUUUUUAUUGUCUCUACGCGACUAUUACAAUCUAUUACGUUCUAAUUAUUACACUUUGUUUCACGAGUUUAUGAAAACCACAAAGUCAAAGUCACUUAUGAUCAUAACUAAUGAUGGAUCUGCAAGAGGAGUUAUUCAUAAAACCUAGAUGGUUGCAAGAAUGCAAAGGCAUAGUGCUCAAUAUCUAAUUUGUACAUAUUCAUUUGCAAUUUUGCUUUACAUUAGUGCUGUAAAAUGCUAAAUUAAAGGUGCAUUGUAAAAAUAUAAAAAAUAAUUAAAAUCUAGUGAAACAAUACGAAAAUAAACACGUACAGUGUAUGUAUGAAACAGUUUCAUGUGCAUUUGUCCCGAGAUAUAAACACAAAUGGGAGAAAUGGGAGAGAAAAUAGGAGAGA
Messenger RNA from Exaiptasia diaphana, 3632 nucleotides. RefSeq lists its product as uncharacterized. Gene Ontology annotation, cellular component: centriole; centrosome; spindle. Bases 1 to 2973 code for a protein of 990 amino acids. Gene Ontology annotation, biological process: mitotic spindle assembly; regulation of centriole replication; metaphase chromosome alignment. The record is from RefSeq and is a predicted model, not a curated record. The transcript is spliced from 15 exons. Lineage: Eukaryota; Metazoa; Cnidaria; Anthozoa; Actiniaria; Aiptasiidae.